UUACACACGUACACAUGUUUGGGAAUAACUCGAACGUUUCAUACUUUAGUAGAAAAACUUUUUGCAGACUUCUACCGUCGCAUUGUUGUAUGAAGAACAGGCCAGUAUGCUUUUGGAAAGCAAAAUGGAAGUUGCAGAGCUGUUAGCCCAGUUGGGUGAUCCUGGGUUGUAUCAAAUCCUAUUGUAUAUUUGUUUGUUUGUAUGCAACUCCACUGUCUCGAUGAACCAUCUUAUUAUGGCAAUAUAUGGAUACACACCAAAACACAGCUGUACAAUUCCUGACGGUAUGCUGAAAAACAACAGUAUUCCUACUGAAAUUAAAGAUGGAAAAACCUCGUUUGAAAAGUGCAAAGCGUUUUUGAGUUUCAAUGCUACACUUGGAAGCAAAAUGGAUUGUCCGAACGGAUGGACAUUUGAUAUCAGUGGAAAGGAAUCAUCAAUCGUGGAUGAGUGGUCUCUUGUGUGUGACGAAAAAUAUAAAGUCAGUGCGGCCACGACAAUUUAUUUUGCCGGUGUCAUGAUUGGUGGUGCUAUUUUCGGACAGUUAUCCGAUAAGUUCGGGCGGAAACCCGUGUUGUUGGUUUGUUUGUAUGGACACAUCCUACUUGGUCUUGGAGUACAUUUCGCUUCUUCAUACGAUGCAUUUGUAGCUAUCCGAUUUUUUCUCGGAUUUCUUGUACAGGGUAUACAGACGUCGUCAUACGUUCUGUUGGUGGAAAUGACGGUUGUUAAAUAUCGGCCGAUAUGUGCAGGCAUCUUUGAGGUGUGCUGGGCUGUUGGUAACUUAUGGAUGACUUCACUAGCCUGGGCAAUUCAAGAUUGGAGGAAGAUUCAGUUGGCGUUGUGUUUACCGAGUCUAAUCACGCUGUUUUACAUCAUUUUUGUUCCUGAAUCAAUACGUUGGUUGGUGAAUCAAGGCAAAAAUGAGCAAGCAGAGUAUCACGCUAGGAGAAUAGCACGGUUCAACAAAAAAGAACUACCAAACGAGUUGAACCUUUACGCAGGCUCGAAAGCGGUUAAAAAAGAUGGCAGAAAUUAUUCCUUUCACGAUCUUUUCAUAAACAAAGAAAUACGAAAGAGGACUAUGCUUAUGGGCUAUAUUUGGCUAGCUUCUUCUGUCGGCUACUACGGAUUGAUUUUGACUACUGGUGGACUUGCCGGAAACCGAUAUGCAAAUUAUUUUGUCAGUGCGUCUGUAGAAGUAAUAGCGUUUAUAUCCGUCAUAUUUAUUUUGAAAUACUUAACUCGUCGCAGACCUUUGAUGCUGUAUUAUAUCUUAGGAGGUGUGACCUGUAUCAUAGCGGGAACGAUCAAGAAAAGCGACAAUAUAGAUAACAACGAAGACAUUGCUACCGUUUUUGCCGUCAUUGGCAAAUUUUUUCUGUCAGCUGGAUUUUCUACUAUUUUUCUUUUCACUGUUGAGCUCUUCCCCACUGUGGUUCGUACGUUAGGCAUGGGAUCAUGUGUAUUUUGGGCUCGAGUUGGCGGUAUGAUUGCUCCGCAAAUUUUACUAAUUGGCGAUUAUACAUUCGAUGAGCUACCAUAUUUAAUUUUUGGUGGUUUAGCCCUACUUGCGGCUGUCGCAACAUAUUUUGUACCGGAAACCCGAGGCCAACACCUGCCAGAAACUAUUGAAGAGUUUAACAAAGAUUUCGAUUGUGAAAACGGAAAUACACAUGAUUCGAAAUUGUAGAACACUAUUGGUUUCUUUGGGUGGUAUAUUAAACUACACGCAUAUUAACCAGGCGAACUAAUGUUAUCCUUCAGGGGUUUACUGCCUGAAAAGUAACAGCAUUUAAGGAAGGGGCUGCCAGCCCUUACCCCAAUCCUACUCCCUGGCUGUCCCGGCCUGUUUUAUAUAUACACAUGAAAUUCAAAGACAAAUAUAUAAAAACUUACAAAAUUCUAAUACUUUUUUUUCUUAACUUAAACAAAUUUUCUACCAUUUAUGCUGGAUUUUUCUAGUCUUACGUUAAUUUUGCUAAAUUUAUAAAUUUUCUGCACGAGUGGGCAUCUUUGUUGUAGCGACUUACCAUACAUGUAGCAUAUAGAAUUGCGGUGAUGUCAGAAAAUAUGUUGUAAAAAUAUAUAUCUUUGUAUUAAUAAACCACUUCGCUAUGUAUUUACAUCACCAUUAUAAAAAUAUAUCAUUUACAUAAUUUACAUUAUAUGUACCUAAUUAAACAUUAAUUCUUCGUGUGACCAUGCAAUAUAGACUGAACAGAUCUAGCAAACCUCGA
This is a messenger RNA of Hydractinia symbiolongicarpus, 2240 nucleotides long. Its product is annotated as organic anion transporter 3-like. Gene Ontology annotation, cellular component: membrane. The record is from RefSeq and is a predicted model, not a curated record. The coding region runs from base 107 to 1693 and encodes 528 amino acids. Gene Ontology annotation, molecular function: transmembrane transporter activity. The transcript is spliced from 11 exons. Gene Ontology annotation, biological process: transmembrane transport. NCBI's taxonomy places the organism in Eukaryota, Metazoa, Cnidaria, Hydrozoa, Anthoathecata, Hydractiniidae.